Molecule: messenger RNA, 856 nt
Organism: Aspergillus ibericus CBS 121593
Lineage: Eukaryota; Fungi; Ascomycota; Eurotiomycetes; Eurotiales; Aspergillaceae
Product: TOM complex receptor protein TOM20
Exons: 2
Coding region: 277-645 (122 amino acids)
Biological process (GO): protein import into mitochondrial matrix; protein targeting; tRNA import into mitochondrion
Cellular component (GO): mitochondrial outer membrane; mitochondrial outer membrane translocase complex
Molecular function (GO): transmembrane protein transporter activity
Source: RefSeq, a predicted model, not a curated record
UGCCCUUCUUUCCAGAUCUUCUGCGCUCCCCACUUCACAUUCUCCCAUCCAUCCAUCAUGAGGACGUCAACCUUGGUGGCCGCAACUGCCGGCACAAUCGUCACCGGCCUUCUGGGUAAGGACCAACCAGGCCAUCCACGGAACCAGAUCCCGAGGAUCUCCAUGCUGAUAUGCUGAUCGCCUUUCGUGCUCUACGUAGCCUACGCCGUCUACUUUGAUCACAAGAGACAGACAGACCCCGAGUUCCGCAAAGCUCUCAAGCGGAACAACCGCCGGAUGGAAAGGGCUGUCAAGGAGGAGGCCGAGGCCCAGGGUGCCAUGCAGCGCGAGGUCAUCAAGAAGGUCGUGCAGCAGGCCAAGGACGAAGGCUUCCCCACGGAUCUGGAGGAUAAGGAGUCCUACUUCAUGAGCCAGGUCGCUCAGGGAGAGGCUCUCACUGGCGAAGACCCGAUUGAAGCUGCUCUGUGCUUCUACAAGGCCCUGAAGGUCUACCCCCAGCCCAAGGACCUGAUCUCGAUCUACGACAAGACGGUGCCCAAGGAAGUGCUGGAGAUCCUGGCCGAGAUGGUCGCCCUGGACGCCGGCUUGAAGCUGGGCACAUUCACCGGCGAGGGUGCUCCCGCCGAGAGCCAUGGUGUCGAGUAAAUUCCACCAUGACCUUCGACCCCGGCCCAACUCUCCCUCCUGCUUCGUUCACCCACCCGUACCCUCCGGCAUCAGAACCCUGGCCUGGAACGUGUGUCUCUUAUAAUAUCCGGUUCACGCUGGGCCGUGGCCUGGUCCUCUGUCAAGGCGGACUGGUGUGAAAUCUCCGUCCACGCUCUUGUCACGCCCAUCCCCUCUCCGCUACUCGUGU